GAAAGCUUAUGUUUUGAUCAUAAUUCACUUAUUGAUUACAAGAACAAACACUGCAAAACACUUAAUAUGGGUCCCCUCCCAACUUUCUCUUCUCAACUGGAUUAUCUACAUUCUGAAAAAGCUUCCCACUUUAAGCCCAGAAAUCUCUCUUUAGUUUCUUGCCUUUCUUGCUAUAUAUAAGGGGAACAUCUCCUCUCUCACUCGCACCACCAAGAACAAAAAACAAAACAAAACGCUAAUUAAGUCGUAUAGUAUCAUGGCUCUCCAUGGCUUGCCAUUGUUCUUUGUUCUUAAUCUUUUCUUGAUGCUUGUGCCCCAUCACGCUUAUGGCUUUUGGGAUCCCUCUCCAGAUGUUGGUUUAUGUGAGUCUUCUGUGAGAAUGUAUGGUUACAAAUGCCAUGAGUUUAAUGUAAAAACACAAGAUGGCUAUAUACUUGGCUUGCAAAGAAUACCUGAAGGGCGUAAUGCGAGUGGAGAUUCUGGUGUCAAGCCGCCGGUUCUCUUACAGCAUGGUGUUCUUGUGGAUGGAAUGUCAUGGUUUAUGAAUGCCCCAGAACAAAAUUUACCAAUGAUUUUGGCUGAUAAAGGAUUUGAUGUUUGGAUUGCUAACACCAGAGGGACCAGAUACAGCAGGCGACACGCCUAUCUCCAACCCAGUCAAUCGGAAUUCUGGAACUGGUCAUGGGAUGAAUUGGUAGCCUACGAUCUACCAGCUGUUUUUGAGCAUGUACAGAACCAGACAGGGCAGAAGCUACAUUACGUGGGCCAUUCCUUGGGAACUUUGACAGCUUUGGCAUCUUUCUCAGAAGGGUUGCUGGUGAACAAGGUGAAGUCAGCUGCCUUGUUAAGCCCAGUUGCUUACUUGAGCCACAUGAAAACUGCACUUGGCGUUGUUGCUGCUAAAACCUUUGUUGGCGAGGUCUCUACAUUCUUCGGCCUCGCUGAGUUUAACCCUAGAGGGGAGGAAGCAACAAGAUUUCUUAAAUAUGUGUGUGCUCAACCAGGAGUCAACUGCUAUGAUUUGUUAACUGCAAUCACUGGCAAGAACUGCUGCCUCAAUACUUCCACUGUCAAUCUCUUCUUGAAGAAUGAACCUCAAUCCACAUCAACCAGGAACAUGGUUCACUUGGCUCAAAUUGCUCGCGAUCGUGUUCUAGCAAAAUACAACUAUGGGAAUCCUAGCUUCAAUGUGAUGCACUAUGGAAGCAUCAAGCCUCCAGUUUAUAAGCUAUCAAAUAUUCCGCCAAAGCUUCCUCUUUUUAUCAGCUAUGGAGGACAAGAUGCUUUGUCUGAUGUCCAAGAUGUUCAGCAGUUGCUUGAUGAACUCAAGCUUCAUGAUGUCCUCAAGCUCACAGUUCAGUUCGUUAAGGAUUAUGCUCAUGCUGAUUUCAUUAUGGGAGUCAAUGCCAAGGAUAUUGUUUACAACCAAGUUCAUAAAUUUUUCACCAAUCAUCGUUUCUGAAAAUUUGGAGGUUAAGCUGAUGUUUACUUGAUAAUAAAUUAUUAUGUAUCAUGAUUUUAUCCCAAUGCUAAUA
Manihot esculenta (cassava) is the source of this 1535-nucleotide messenger RNA. Its product is annotated as triacylglycerol lipase 2. The record is from RefSeq and is a predicted model, not a curated record. The coding region runs from base 257 to 1462 and encodes 401 amino acids. Lineage: Eukaryota; Viridiplantae; Streptophyta; Magnoliopsida; Malpighiales; Euphorbiaceae. The transcript is spliced from 9 exons. Gene Ontology annotation, biological process: lipid metabolic process. Gene Ontology annotation, molecular function: hydrolase activity, acting on ester bonds.